AAAGUAAUCUAAUUUCAUGCUGAAAAAAAAAUCUAUUUAGCGGGUUUCACUGCUGUUAAGCUUGGAAAAGGGUAACUUUUGACCUGAGGACAACACAAAGGUUAAAAGCAUACAACCUUUGUUAAUGUUACAACUACACUACUCCGCUUACCACCUUUUAAAAAAAUGCACUAAAAGUUCCAGGUUAUGAGUCCACACUUCCAUUAUAUUGAUCCAACUUCAUUUUAUAUAACCCCUAUAAGAAGGGGCUAUAUGCAUUUGUAUGUUCUGUUCUGUGUUUACAUUCAAAGAUAUAGAUUCAUUUUUUGCUUUGCGACUGAACUGGAAAAACUGGUUUUACACACCCACUGCAUGUUUGAAGAUUCAGUACGUGACUAAGUGCAGCCAACUGUUUGGCAAUGCAUGAUAAACCAUGAUAGACCAGUACUGCAACAUUUCAACAAACACAGCAUUUAGGUUCUUCGAUGGGUUUCUGGGGAUAUUCUUAAUUUUCAGUUAACUUCUGUUGAGGGAGCAUUUCACAAAUGGCUCUGACAAUGUCAUCUUUAUGAGCUGAUUUUGGAAUUUGAAUGCAAUCCCACUUUUAUCUGGAUACCUUGGGUUUUGAAUUUUUUUUUUGAGUUCUUUUCUUGGAUUCCAAACAUCAGACCCCUCACUUCUAGUUCAAUGACAUGAGUUAAAUUUCUGUUCAUCAUUCAUAAUAAUGCAUUUCCUUUUUAGAAAGAAUAUUGUCAAUUGUUUGCAAUUGGCUAUUGUUAUUUUGGCUUGUGGCUAUUGGAUAGUCACAUGUUUGUUUUUCACUGCCAAAGAAUGCCCUGUUCAGAAAGAAAAACAACGUAAUGAACACUGUGCUUGCAACCACUGCUUGUCACAACCAAACAUCUCAGAGUGGUUUGAUAGUCGUUUUAAUAAAAUGGUCCAUCCCUUGUUAUCCAAGAAAAAUGUCAACCUUCCUGCUGACACUCUGAAGUUUUGGAACAGUCUACAACCAUACUAUGUCCCUCCUCCAUUCCAAGUGGUAAUGAAGAAGGUGUUUCAGUUCUUUCCUGGAGGAGAACAGUACAUGGACAGUGGCCCCUCUCGCUGCCGAACCUGUGCUGUCGUUGGGAACUCCAACAACCUCUUGGGCUCUUCUUAUGGGCCUCAGAUAGAUGACCAUGACUUUGUGAUGAGGAUGAAUGAAGCAAGAACAGUUGGUUAUGAAAAAGAUGUUGGAAGCAGGACAACGCAUCACUUCAUGUACCCUGAGAGCGCCAUCGACCUGGAGAACAACACCAGUUUGGUGCUCGUACCGUUCAAAAUGAGAGACUUUGAGUGGCUUAUCAGUGUGGUAACUGAUGGAUCUAUCAAGUCCACCUAUCGUCGUGUACCUGCGAGGAUUAAGUUUAACAAGAAAAAGGUCUUGUUUUACAAUCCAGCUUUUCUGAAGUACGUUCAGGAUCAGUGGACCAAAACUUCACGGUGCCCCUCAACAGGCAUGCUUGUGCUCCUGCUUGCUGUCCACAUCUGUGAUGAAGUCAGUGUUUAUGGAUAUGGUGCAGACAGAAAAGGACUGUGGAAACACUACUGGGAGAAAGUGGAAGGCUCCACGCACCUGUAUAAACACAGCGGGAACACAGAAUAUCACAUCUUAGAGAUGCUCCAUGAAGCUGGGAAAAUCAAGCUUAGCAAAGGGAAUAUUCUGAAAACAAGGUGAAACAGAAAGGCUUCUGUAAAGGCCCAUAACUUGUUUUAUGUUGACAUAUUCACCAGUAAGUUAACUUUGAAAGUUCAGUGCUUAAAAGUCAAGGUAGGGUGUUGGAAAGUGGAAUGGACAUUUUGAGGAAGGGUACCCUGUGUUGAUGUGUUGACCAUGUGGAUUGCAGAGCAAGGAGUAUCAGAACCUUUGGUUCUGAGCAGGUCAUUGCUGCAUACUUCCCCAGCACAGCACAUUGGUUAACCCAGCAUGCAAUCACAUCACAACUUUUUCAUUGCUUAGGUUUUGGUAUAAUUUGCCCCUGAAAUAAACUUUCCUUUUCUCAA
Molecule: messenger RNA, 2022 nt
Organism: Anguilla anguilla (European eel)
Lineage: Eukaryota; Metazoa; Chordata; Actinopteri; Anguilliformes; Anguillidae
Product: CMP-N-acetylneuraminate-beta-galactosamide-alpha-2,3-sialyltransferase 2-like
Exons: 7
Coding region: 704-1696 (330 amino acids)
Molecular function (GO): beta-galactoside (CMP) alpha-2,3-sialyltransferase activity
Source: RefSeq, a predicted model, not a curated record